Pseudophryne corroboree (corroboree frog) is the source of this 1414-nucleotide messenger RNA. It is a transcript of the gene STX18, whose product is annotated as syntaxin 18. Lineage: Eukaryota; Metazoa; Chordata; Amphibia; Anura; Myobatrachidae. The coding region runs from base 26 to 1090 and encodes 354 amino acids. Gene Ontology annotation, cellular component: endoplasmic reticulum; SNARE complex; membrane. Gene Ontology annotation, biological process: retrograde vesicle-mediated transport, Golgi to endoplasmic reticulum; intracellular protein transport. The transcript has 11 exons. The record is from RefSeq and is a predicted model, not a curated record. Gene Ontology annotation, molecular function: SNAP receptor activity.
GGAACUCACGAGGGGCGGAACCCGGAUGCCAGUCGCUCGCCCCCAGUGGGAAGCAUUUCGGCGCUGCACACAAGCUGGUGAUGACGCGGCGCCCGGUGUAAAGAUGGCGGCUGAUAUUACCUUGCUCUUCAGAGCCAGCGUGAAAACCGUGAAGACUCGGAACAAGGCGCUCGGGGUGUCCCUGCCGGAGACUGACAUACUGAGGAGGAGCCGCCCUGCCCGGGGGGAGUUCAGCGGGAAAGCUCGGGACGUGAUCAGCAACAUCGGAAAACUGAAGGAUUUUCUCCUGGAGCACAGAAAGGAUUACAUUAAUGCUUGCAGUCAGUUGUCAAAAUACUCUCGUAUGACGGAUACAGAGCGGGAUCAAAUCGACCAGGAUGCACAGACCUUCAUGAGGACAUGCGCAGAGGCUAUUCAGCAGCUGCGAACAGAAGCAUGUAAGGAGACCAUUUCUUCUCAAGUAAAAGAACACAGGCUUGCCGUUUUGGAUUUCAUUGCAGAAUAUUUAAAAAGAGUGUGUAAGAUUUACUCCGAGCAGCGUGCCAUUAGGGUUAAACGUGUCGUUGACAAGAAAAGAUUAUCCAGAUUGGAACCAGAACAAGUUCACAAGGCAAAAGCAUGGCACUCUGCAGAGACCGUCACCCUGGGGAGUCAGGAGGGAAAGGAGGAAGGGAAGUCCACUGGGGAAGAAAACAAGGACAGGACAGUGUCUGAUACACAGAACCCACCUAGUGUUUGGGAUGAAGGACGAGGGGAAGAGUUGUCUCCAGAAGAGAUCCAAAUGUUUGAACAGGAAAACCAAAGACUUGUCAGCGAGAUGAACAGUCUGUUCGAUGAAGUAAGACAAAUAGAAGGGAAGGUGGUUGAAAUAUCAAGACUGCAAGAGAUAUUCACAGAGAAAGUACUCCAGCAGGAAACGGAGAUUGACAAUAUCCAUCAGCUAGUCGUGAGCGCCACAGAAAAUAUCCGAGAAGGAAAUGAAGAUAUACGAGAGGCCAUCAAGAAUAACGCAGGCUUCCGAGUGUGGAUACUUUUCUUCCUAGUAAUGUGCUCAUUCUCUUUACUGUUCCUGGACUGGUAUGACAGUUAAUAAUUUAAUGACGCCUUAUAAUCCUAAUUUAAUAAUUUUCACUACCUUGGACUCCUGUGUAAUUGCCACUCCUGUACUUAUUACGUUGAAACAUUUGCUUGGACAUUUAACGUCAUUUCCAAUGUUAAUUUAACGUCAUUUCCAAUAAUGAGGGUCACUAUAGGCAUCUGAAACGUGAUUAACUGAAAGAUAUUCAUCUGUUUCUAUCAUCUGGGGAAAGGUCAGACAUGUCAACGGUGUCUAGUUUAGACAGCGACGUUUAAUUGUAGUGAGGACUAAAGUAAAAUGUUUUUAUAAAUAGUAUUAAAAUAUGGUGAUCCAUGA